UUUCUGCCACUGACUGGUGCAGACGAGCUACACGGGGAUCCACUUCACAACAGUCUGAUCCGAGGACGCUUUGGGCAAAAACUGCAAGUGCCAUGUCUCUCCCUCGGACCCUGGGUGAGCUUCAGUUGUACCGUGUGCUGCAGCGGGCCAAUCUGCUCUCCUACUACGACACGUUCAUCCAGCAGGGCGGCGACGACGUGCAGCAGCUUUGUGAGGCGGCGGAGGAGGAGUUUCUGGAGAUCAUGGCUCUGGUGGGAAUGGCCACUAAACCUCUGCACGUGCGGCGUCUGCAGAAAGCACUGAGGGACUGGGCUGCUAACCCCGCUGUGUUCAGCCAGCCCAUGUCCUCUGUGCCACUGGGGGCGCUGCCAAUGUUUAAAGUGGAUGGGACAGGGACCAGAGCAGGAAAGAGUCUGAGCAACGGGCAGCCGGGGUCUCCAUGUGAAAGGGAGGACAGAGCCUGCUUGACGCCCAUGCACAGUGGAAGCCCCAGGAGCCCGUGCUCUCAGCCCUCUCCCCAGCCUCCGGACCACCACUACCGGGACAAACUCUCCCCCAUGGACCCACAAUGGCUCUGCCCCGACCAGGAUGCUAACUGCCCCUCCGGCCCAGACGAAGAUACCCCCAGCCCCCCUCUGCUCUCUAUCUGCCCCUUGCCCUCCGCCUCGCCCAGCUCCUCCUCCUCCGCUCUGUCGGCCUGGUCCGGGGGUCAGCUGGAUCCGGAUACAACCAAAGCAGUGAUAGAAAGCGUGGAUAGACUAUUAAGGACACUACCCAGGUCAGAUCCUACAGAGGUGAAGACACUGCUGAGGAUGAACAAGAAGAUGGCGAAGACAGUGGGGCAUAUCUUCAAAAUGGGCGCGCAAGAUGUGAACAAAGAAGAGGAGAUCAGAAAGUACAGUUUGAUCUACGGACGCUUUGAUUCGAAAAGGAGAGAGGGGAAACAGCUCACACAUCACGAGUUGAUCAUAAAUGAAGCAGCCGCUCAGUUCUGUAUUCGAGACAACGCCCUCCUCCUUAGACGGGUGGAGCUGUUCUCUUUGGCACGACAGGUGGCCCGGAAAUGUGCCUACACCUCCACGCUCAAACACGCCAGGACCAAUCCAGAGGAGAACCACAUACUGCCUCUAAAGAGACCAAGACAUGAGGUUUUGGUUCCUGAAAACUUGUCUCUUUUGGGAGUGGAAGGUCCAGAAAAUCUGAACCAACGCAAUGAUGAAGACAGUUUAUCAGCAGAGAGCUUGGACAGUGUCUCCCACGACGUAGGGUCACAGUGUAACAAGUCGCCUUCUCCUCGCCCACACAACGAUUCGUCCAAUCACGCGACCUGGAGCCGUCAUCUGAUGCAGCAGACGCUCAUGGACGAAGGGCUGCGAUUAGCCAGACUGGUGUCACAUGAUCGAACCGCCAAAAUCAGCCUGGGGCCGGAGGGGAACCACACAACAGAACACGACAACAACAGAAGAACCAUCGCGGUGUGCAGAAGCAUCAGCCCCAGUGUAAUCAAAGAGGAGUCCAACCACCGAGUCAAAUGAACCAGAGACUAUAUCACCUCCAGCCACCCAUUAUAAACUAUUAGACACUUUUAUUUUACAAGUCUGCCAUUACACUUUACAGACCCUGCUCCACUGUGGACAUGUGCUGUAUUCACUAGACUGUCAAAAGUAUCAAAAUUUAGAUAGUAACCGAUACAAACUUCACAGAACAGAAAUGAAUCCUGAACAGCUUUAAAGUGAUAUUGAGCUGUAUCAGAACAAGUAUAAGAGCACAUAGACUAGUAUAUGUCCAUGGACCACUAUGGAACCUACCUGGACCACUGAGGGAUUGCAGGAAAAAGAAAGUACUAUGAUUUAAUGUUGAAAAUUAUAUUCAGUUGUCUAAAGAAAUAGUGUUUUUUUAUUAUCAUUGUGAUAUUGGAAGCACUACUGAGUAUCAAGUCUCUUACUUAGCAUUGAAAUCGAGUUUGAAAUAUUAGUACUGUGAUAACACUAGUAUUUACUCACAUGACCACAUCUGCAUGACCAAAACUAAACAAAAUUACCUUAAAAAGGGUUUAUAUUAGAUAGAUUUUCUGUCUAAUUUUUUCAAAAGAGAAGUGAAUUUAAAGAAGGAAAAUCCAUCCAUCUGAAAUUAUGACAAAUUUCUAGAACUAGUUUAAAGGUUCUGUAUUACACAAAAUUGAUUUUUGUGAGUGUUAAGUCAUGUUAUAAUGUUGUUACUUCAUCAAAAACAGACCUGGAGUUGUGUUUUGUUUCAUUCGCACAUGUUUGAGUAAUUCUUUAUUAUUAGUCUACAUCCACAAAGCUCAAAAUGCUCAGUUCCACCUUAACGUUUUUCCUUUAGUUCUGUAGAGAUUGGAUAUUCUAGGGUUGAAAUUAUCCAAAUGAUUCUAGUGAAGAUUUGUGAACAAAAUAAAACACAACUCCGGGUAUGUUUUUGAUUAAGAAACAUUAUAACAUAGCUCAGAAAAAAGUGUAAUGUGGACCUUUUAAGCUAUUCUUCCAUUGUUCUGUGCACAAUCAUGAUUUCAUUUGACUGGUUUUAUUUUAAUGGUGCAGCAGGUGGCAGUAUAACUUUGUAAAAUAAGUUAACGGGGACACUUAACAAUGGGAUACGAUGCAGAGAUGAUUGUACAGUAUUGUAUAUAUAAAAACUAGAGAGAGCUUUCUGUAGAUAAAGAAAUGUAGAUUCUGUGCAGCUAACAUUUGAAGUUGUAGUAAUAGAUUUGCUCAAAAACCACUGUAAUUAACUGCAUUUGCUCAUGUUCAGGAAUUGUAUUUAGAAUAUUGUAAAAUGUGUAACUUAUGGCUUGAUUUUCAAUGCAGCAGCUUCUAAGUUUGGGUCUUACCCUUUGAGUAGUGGUUUUCAGUUGGCCCAUUAGUCUGACUUGGGGGUUUGAACUGGUGAUCCUCCAGUUCAGGGGUAAUUUCUUUAUUCAAACUACAAGUUUUCAGUAUCUCACUAUGAAAUUGCCCAAUAUUUCAGUGGUAGAGAUCUUACAAAUUAAUACACAGAAGUGGGUAGUGGUCAACAAUUGUGCUCAAGUAUAAGUACUGUUCGGUGAUUUAAAAUAAUAGUAGUACAAAUGCUUUUAGGUAAACUACUAAUCAAGUAAUAAGAGUAAGAGUUUGAUUUUGUAUUUGAAGUGGACGUAUUUGGAAGGACUAAACAUUAAACAGUGCACAAAAUCUCAUAUUUUCAAAGGAUAGAUACAAAAAUUAGACAAAGAGCAACCAACACUUUUACUCAAGAGUACUGUUACACUGUUAAAUAUAUUACUCAAUUAGGAGUAAAUGUAUACAUAAUGUAUACUCAAAGAAUUACAAUCUUUAAAGGUUACUCAGAUAAUUGUUCUUGAUUAAAUGUACCUGAGUACUAACCACCUUUGUUAAUACUGAAUGAAACAUAACAAAAAUGAUUCAAAAUAACGAAUUUCUUUAUUCUGUUUUCCAAUAUAAACAAACUUUUUAGUCAGAAAAAAGUGAAAAUGUUAAAAACAAGAACAGGUAUAUUUAACUAAACACUGCCAACUGUUCUAACUGCACUGGUAUGUUGCAAAUGAUGAAUCAAAUCUGGUAUAGACCAUAAAAAUUUGCAAAACACUGAAUCAAGUUCAAAUAAUGUUAUAUUUUUUCAAGUUUUUGUCACUUGUAGACUUACUCAGACUUUAAAUGUAACUGAGUACUACCCACCUCUGUUCAGAUACUACUGAUCCAAACCAAAAAUACAAAAAAAAAAGUCAGAAAAACUAAAAAAAAAAAAAAUCUGAUCAGGUACUUUUUGAGUCCAAUGAUGAAAACCACCACUCAGGCCUUUCCUCUCGCGACCACCAGUGACCUCUUUGGUUUCUUAUGUUGCAGAUUUAGAGAUUAUUUAUUUUGUUACUUCAUAAUAAAUGUUAUUUUAUUGC
This is a messenger RNA of Boleophthalmus pectinirostris (great blue-spotted mudskipper), 3910 nucleotides long. RefSeq names its product NGFI-A binding protein 2 (EGR1 binding protein 2) (gene nab2). The transcript is spliced from 8 exons. Gene Ontology annotation, biological process: negative regulation of DNA-templated transcription. Lineage: Eukaryota; Metazoa; Chordata; Actinopteri; Gobiiformes; Gobiidae. Gene Ontology annotation, cellular component: nucleus. The record is from RefSeq and is a predicted model, not a curated record. The coding region runs from base 93 to 1535 and encodes 480 amino acids. Gene Ontology annotation, molecular function: transcription factor binding; transcription coregulator activity.